AUGGCCGGCGUCGAGUGCGGCGGUGGGGACUGGCCCUUCUCCGCCGAGGAAGCGUACGCCGAUUCCUCAGCGCUGUUGGCGGAGAUCGGCUGGGCGGCCGGUUUUGUCGACGAUGGCUGCGCUGGGGAGCUGCUUCCGCCGCUGGAUCCGCAUCCGGCCACACCAGCGGGGUCCAUGGAAGGGGCCGGCGCCUCGUCGAGCUCCACCGAUGACGGUGCCACGCGGGAGGCUGCGGACGCCGACGGCAGGCCGGCCGCCGCGACAGAGGCAGCGAGCAAGACGGCGCCGGCGCCGGCCCCAGGGAAGACGAUGAAAAAACAGAAGCGGGCGCGGCAGCCACGGUUUGCGUUCAUGACCAAGACGGAGAUUGACCACCUCGAGGACGGAUACCGCUGGAGGAAGUACGGACAGAAGGCCGUCAAGAACAGCCCUUUCCCAAGGAGCUACUACCGGUGCACCAACAACAAGUGCACGGUGAAGAAGCGCGUGGAGCGCUCCUCCGAGGACCCCUCCGUCGUCAUCACCACCUACGAGGGCCAGCACUGCCACCACACCGUCACCUUCCCCCGCGGCGCCGGCGCCGCCACCCUCGCCAGCCAGAUGGCCUUCUCGGCACACCACCACCACCUCAUGUACAACGACUUGCCGGCACUGCACUCGCCGACCACUCAAAACCCCCUCUUCAGCGUGCCGGCGAUGUCGUCGUCGCUGCUCCAGCCGCUACACUGCAACCGACAGGAGCUGCAAGUUGCGAGCUACACAACCCAGGCAUCGUCCAUCUCGUCGCCGGGGAGUGUUCCCGCCGUCGACAAGGGGCUUCUCGAUGACAUGGUGCCUCCAGCGAUGAGGCACGGAUAGAUCGACGGUGUCGACCGCCAGUCGCUAGCUUAAUUAAUUAUUAGGUACUUAAUUACUUGGAUGCGUGGAUGGACCACUGAAUUUAAUUGGGCAGAGAGAAGAAUAGGGUAAUUAUGGUGGCACAUAGGUAUAUAUUUUACGAUGUGGUUAAUUAUUUCUUGGAGCGUUGCUACA
Triticum dicoccoides is the source of this 1032-nucleotide messenger RNA. Its product is annotated as probable WRKY transcription factor 57. NCBI's taxonomy places the organism in Eukaryota, Viridiplantae, Streptophyta, Magnoliopsida, Poales, Poaceae. Gene Ontology annotation, molecular function: DNA-binding transcription factor activity; sequence-specific DNA binding. The transcript is spliced from 3 exons. The record is from RefSeq and is a predicted model, not a curated record. Gene Ontology annotation, biological process: regulation of DNA-templated transcription. The coding region runs from base 1 to 858 and encodes 285 amino acids.